Mastomys coucha (southern multimammate mouse) is the source of this 9254-nucleotide messenger RNA. It is a transcript of the gene Cntnap5, whose product is annotated as contactin associated protein family member 5. NCBI's taxonomy places the organism in Eukaryota, Metazoa, Chordata, Mammalia, Rodentia, Muridae. Gene Ontology annotation, biological process: proteolysis. Gene Ontology annotation, molecular function: aspartic-type endopeptidase activity. The transcript is spliced from 25 exons. The coding region runs from base 652 to 4632 and encodes 1326 amino acids. The record is from RefSeq and is a predicted model, not a curated record.
GAGAGGAGAGGAAAGGAGAUGAGAGGAGAGGAGAGAAGAGGAAAGGAGAGGAGAGGAGAGGGAGAGAGAUUUUCCCUUUGCUUCUCCAGCACAUAGAUAAAGCAUACCACAGCAGAGCCUCUGCUGGGGACAUCCCAGCGACCAAGGACCCGCCCAGGCCACUUUUAUGGACCAGUGCGGGGCGGGCUCUGCCGGGGGCGGUGCUGCGCACAAGGCGCCUAUAAGGAGCUGUCCUCUGCUCUGGUGCUGAAUCCAGCUCUCAUUCCGGAACGAGGUGCUUUCGGCUAUUGGCAAAGCAGGGCUCCAAGAGCUGCCCUGUAGUUUGGAUCUGAACCUUUAAAAAGAGAGAGAGAGAGAGAGAAUCCGGAGGAAGCCGAGGCGGGUGAGGAAGGCAAGCACAGAAAGGGACAGUUGCAGAAACUAUAAACCUCGAUCGCAGCUAGCAUCUCAGAGGAAGCCCUGCUGCGGUUUCGGUGGAGCUUCUGAGGAUCAGGAUGGAGUGAAGGAGAAGAGAGGCUCACGGGGGUGGGAGGGGGUCAGGCUGUGCAGAGGCAAGGGAACACUGAAAUAGAGAGAAAGGAAAAGAGAAAAGCCAACGCUCGUGCCUGCGAAUUUGGGAUUCUAUUGGAAGAGAUCUCUCACUCGGGGGAAAUGGAUUCUGUACCAAGACUGAACAGCGUUUUGACUUUGGUGCUUUCUGGCUUGUGGCAUUUAGGAUUAACAGCGACAAACUACAACUGUGAUGACCCACUGGCCAACUUCCUCUCACUGACGGCUUUCUCCAGUUCCUCAGAUCUCACUGGAAGUUCUAGCUCAGCUCCACUGAACUGGAGAAUGGGAACUGGUGGUUGGUCUCCAGCAGAUUCCAAUGCCCAGCAGUGGCUCCAGAUUGACCUGCGAAACAGAGUAGAGAUUACAGCUGUAGCCACACAAGGAAGAUACGGGAGCUCUGACUGGGUGACAAGCUAUCGCCUGAUGUUUAGUGACACUGGGCACAACUGGCAACCAUACUAUCAAGAAGACAGCAUCUGGACGUUUGUGGGAAACAUGAAUGCUGACAGUGUGGUUCACCACAAGCUACCGCACUCUGUGAGAGCCCGCUUUGUUCGCUUUGUGCCCCUGGAGUGGAAUCCAAAUGGAAAGAUUGGCAUGAGAGUGGAGGCCUAUGGAUGCUCCUAUAGAUCGGAUAUAGCUGACUUUGAUGGGAGGAGCUCACUUUUAUACAGGUUCAAUCAGAAGACAAUGAGCACCCUCAAAGAUGUGAUUUCCCUGAAGUUCAAGAGCAUGCAAGGAGAUGGAGUUCUGUUUCACGGAGAAGGACAACGUGGAGACCACAUCACCCUGGAACUCCAGAAGGGCAGGCUAGCUCUAUACCUGAACCUGGAUGACAGCAAAGCUCGGCUCAGCAGCACUGUCCCCUUGGUCAUCCUGGGUAGCCUUCUGGAUGACCAGCAUUGGCACUCAGUUCUCCUGGAGCGUGUGGGCAAGCAGGCAAACUUCACUGUGGACAUGAACACACAGCACUUCCGGACCAAGGGUGACACAGAUUCCCUGGACAUUGACUAUGAGCUCAGUUUUGGAGGAAUUCCAGUACCAAGCAAACCUGGUACCUUUUUAAAGAAAAACUUCCAUGGCUGUAUUGAAAACCUUUACUACAAUGGAGUGAACAUAAUUGACUUGGCUAAAAGACGCAAGCAUCAGAUCUACUCAGUGGGCAAUGUCACUUUUUCCUGCUCAGAACCACAAAUUAUUCCCAUCACAUUUGUCAACGCCAGGAGCAGUUAUUUGAUGCUGCCUGGCACCCCCCAAAUUGAUGGUCUGUCAGUGAGUUUCCAGUUUCGGACGUGGAAUGAAGAUGGUCUGCUUCUGUCCACAGAGCUGUCUGGAGGCUCAGGGACCCUGCUGCUCAUCCUGGAGGGAGGGGCUCUGAGGCUCCUGAUUAAGAAAGUGGCAGGACAUGGAACUGAAAUCCUCACAGGCCGUGGCUUAAAUGAUGGCCUGUGGCAUUCUGUCAGCAUCAAUGCCAGGAGAAAUCGUGUUACCCUCACCCUGGAUAAUGAUGCUGCUUCCCCAGUGCCAGACACCUCCCGAAUACAGAUUUAUUCUGGAAAGAGUUACUACUUUGGAGGGUGCCCCGACAAUCUCACCGAUUCCCAAUGCUUAAACCCCAUUAAGGCUUUCCAAGGCUGCAUGAGGCUCAUCUUUAUUGAUAACCAGCCCAAGGACCUCAUUUCAGUUCAGCAAGGUUCCCUGGGGAGUUUUAGUGAUUUACACAUUGAUCUGUGUAGCAUCAAAGACAGGUGUUUGCCAAACUACUGUGAACAUGGAGGACUCUGUGCCCAAACCUGGACCACCUUCUACUGCAACUGUAGUGACACUGGUUACACAGGAGCCACCUGCCAUGACUCUGUCUAUGAGCAAUCCUGUGAGGUGUAUCGACACAGAGGGCACACAGCUGGGUUCUUCUAUGUUGACUCUGAUGGCAGUGGGCCACUGGGACCCCUUCAGGUGUACUGCAAUAUUACUGAGGACAAGAUCUGGAUGACAGUUCAGCACAACAACACAGAGCUGACUCGGGUACAGGGUUCCAGCCCUGAGAAUCCCUAUUCCAUGACCUUAAACUAUGGUGCCAGUAUUGAACAGCUGGAAGCUUUGAUUGAUGGCUCAGAACACUGUGAACAGGAGGUAAUAUACCACUGUAGGAGAUCUCGCCUGCUUAACACACCAGAAGCUAGAGUCUUUGGAGAAGUGGGAACCUCAAUUCAAAAGAUGUCUACAAAUGAUGGAGCCCCAUUCACCUGGUGGAUUGGGAGGUCUGAUGAAAAACACCCUUACUGGGGAGGUUCUGUCCCCAGAGUCCAGCAAGUCCAACAAUGUGGAUGUGGCCUGGAGAAAAGCUGUCUGGACAAUCGGCAUUUUUGCAAUUGUGAUGCAGACAUAGAUGAAUGGGCAAAUGAUACUGGCUUGUUUUCCUUCAAAGAUCACUUGCCUGUAACUCAGAUAAUUAUCAUGGAUACCAACCGAACAAACUCAGAAGUUGCUUGGAGAAUUGGCCCCUUGCGUUGCUAUGGUGACCGACACUUCUGGAAUGCCGUCUCAUUUUCUACGGAAGCUUCUUACCUCCACUUCCCGACCUUCCACACGGAAUUCAGCGCUGACAUUUCUUUCUUUUUUAAAACUACUGCUUUAUCUGGAGUUUUUCUAGAAAACCUUGGCAUUAAAGACUUCUUCCGACUUGAAAUGAGCUCCCCUUCUGAGGUGACAUUUGCCAUUGAUGUUGGAAAUGGCCCCAUCGAGCUCCUCGUCCAGUCUCCUUAUCCUCUGAAUGACAAUCAAUGGCAUUACAUCCGAGCUGAGACAAACCUCAAGGAGACCUCACUGCAGGUGGACAACUUUCCACAGAGUAUGAGGGAGGCCUCAGAGGAAGACCCUUUCCGACUUCAGUUGAAUAGCCAGUUGUUUGUAGGAGGAACAUCCUCAAGACAGAAAGGCUUUCUUGGGUGCAUCCGUUCUUUACUCUUGAAUGGGCAUAAAGUAGACCUGGAAGAGAGGGCAAAGGUCACAUCUGGAGUCAGACCUGGCUGUCCAGGUCACUGCAGCAGCUAUGGAAGCAAUUGCCACAAUGGGGGCAAGUGUGUGGAGAAGCAUAGCGGUUACUCCUGUGACUGUACCAACUCGCCGUAUGAAGGACCUUUCUGCCAGAAAGAGAUUUCAGCUCUUUUUGAUUCUGGCACCUCUGUAACAUACAUGUUUCAAGAACCGUAUCCAGUGACCAAGAACACAAGCCUUUCUUCUUCAGCUAUCCACACAGACACAGCUCCAUUCAAGGAAACCAUCAUGCUGAGUUUCAUGACAGCACAAGCUCCGACCCUCUUGCUCUACCUCAAUUUCUCUUCUCAGAAUUUUCUCGCUAUCCUGCUCUCCAGAAAUGGAAGUUUACAGGUUCGAUAUCGACUAAGCAAGGAUGAAAGUCAAGUGUUCAACAUGAGCACAGAGAAUCUGGCCGAUAGAAGAGUGCAUCACGUGAAGAUUAGUCGAGAUGGUCCAGAACUUUCCAUUCAGGUGGAUCAGCAACUCUUCAGCUAUAACUUCUCUCCAGAAGCUGAGUUCCGGACACUGAGGUCACUUGUCCUAGGCAAAGUCACAGAGACUCUUGAUUUGGAUCUGGAAGUUGCUCAAGCAAACACCUUUGGUUUCGUUGGGUGCCUUUCUUCUGUACAAUACAAUCACAUAGCACCAUUGAAGGCAGCCCUCCGCCAUGCCAGCAUUGCACCUGUGACUGUCCAAAAGACCUUGACAGAAUCCAGCUGUGGCUCCAUGGUGGACUCUGAUGUGAAUGUAGUGACCACUGUACAUUCUUCAUCAGAUUCCUUUGGAAAGACAGAUGACCAUGAACCACUCACAAAUGCAGUCCGAAGUGACUCAGCAGUCAUUGGAGGUGUCAUAGCAGUGGUGACAUUUAUUACUUUUUGUGUCAUUGGAAUCAUGACCCGCUUCCUCUAUCAACAUAAGCAGUCACACCUCACCAAUCAGAUGAAGAAGGAAUACCCAGAGAACUUGGACAGUUCCUUUAGAAAUGACAUUGACUUGCAAAACACAGCCACCGAGUGCAAACGGGAAUAUUUCAUCUGAGCCACUCCAGGGACACAUGGCCCUCUUUUUUUGUGGAGUUUCCCCUCUCUUUUUCUCUUUUCUUUUGUCUUUUAAUUUAAACAUUCUCUUUCUCCCACUUACCAUUGAUUUUCUGAACACACAUGCAUCCACACAGAGCACUAAUCCCCUUGACGUAGUUCAUGAGAUCAUAAAUCUGUGGCUACUGUAAUCCACUGACAUAGGUAUCAUUGUGAAAAUGACCACUGGAGGUACAGACUUCACUAUUGUAAACAAGGAAGAGACACAUGUGCAUACAUGCACAUUCUGUGUUUGUAAUCCAAUUCAAAACGUCACUCCACAGCUUCUCAGUCACUUGGUCUUGGCAUCUUCCAUUAGACUUGAGUUCUGUGGUGUCUGUCUUUAAAAACUGUUCCUGCCCAGUAUAAUAAUUUUAGGUAUUAUGGCUUUAGAGGAGAAAAGUGUGUGUGUGUGUGUGUGUGUGUGUGUGUGUGUGUUAGAGAAAAAUAUUAUAUCAGAUCAUUUUUCAAGUGAGGAGUUUAUCAGGGAUCCCAAUACAGCAGGAGGGUAUGAAGGAAAGUGAAUCUACCCAGGGAAUGUAACAUUUGUUCCUACCCUGUGAGUGAGGAGAAAUGUUGGGAGGCUUCAAAAACUAGUAGACAUUGUGUGUGUGUGUGUGUGUGUGUGUGUGUGUGUGUGUGUGUGUGUGUGUGUGUGUGUAAAUCAGGUACUUGAAAAGUAUCCAGGAUACUCCCUCCUAAGGCAUGGCUCAAAGAUCAAUGACCCUAGUUAGUAUGUGUCCUCUGACAAGGCAGAAAUUAUUUGUCCUGCCCAUAGCAUUUCUCCAUUUAGGACUGAAAUAUCUGGAAGAAUCUGACUCCAUGAACAGGUGGGAAAACAGGCUUCCUUGAGGGCUGAGUUGGGAGAAGGUACAGGCCUGCAUGGAACAUAGGAUGGCAGGCCUUCAUAACACCUGUGAGAAAAGACAGAUUAUACUUGGAGGGCCAAGGUUAUGAGAACAACCUGCCUGGUGACUCAAGUCAGGAGAGACCCUUCUGGCCUGCAGGUUUAGUGACAUUUGAUGAGCAACCAGAGAGGUUUAUGUUAGUUUAAUGUCUACACCAUAAGUAGACCAUGAUUCCAUUCAUCAUCAUUUCCAUCAAGUCUCAGUACUUACCAAUAUAGAGUGACUGAAUAGUGAGCACCUAAUUUGCCUCUCUCUUGCCUUGCUGUUUUUAGGCAUGGAUACACUGCCCAAUACCAGGAGGCCUCAAGAAAGCUGUGAGGAAGUAGCUGAUCCUACAACUUGGCACCUGCCUUCUCCACUUUAAUAGAACAUGCUAGCUUUAUUAAUCCCUAAAAUUGCUCUAUUGAAGUAAACAAAUAUAUAUAUACACUUGUGUGUAUUAUAUGUAGUCAGCAUAGGUAGAAUUCAAAUAAAAGUCUAAAUUGGUUCCAUGAAAAGACUUAGGCCACCUUAACUGAACCUGUAGGAAAAUUGAAAAAAAAAAAAAGAAAAAAAGCUACAUGAAAAAUGAGAAAUAUUAAGUAAGUUUUCCCAGUUCAUCCAAUCAAGAAAUGUCCAGUAAAGAAUGAAUGUAGAGAUUAGUAGGAUUCACAUUCUAGAGUACAGAUAAUGAGUUCAUCCCUCAUCUGAAAUAUUUACCAAGAGGCAAGGGUCUGGCUGUCUUGUGGGCCAGUAGGUUCACCUCUAGAUGAGAGGAUUUCACAGGAGAGUAUGUGACACACUUUACAUUUUGCACUCUGUACCUGCCCCCAUGUACACAAAGGUGCUGCAUGCACUUGACUUAUGUGCCUAAAUAAAGUAGUAAAGCAUCUCAGGCUUUGAGUUCUUUGGCAACCAACCAUAUAAGUCAUUUGAAGAGGCAUCUUGAAUUUGUGGAUGGUGAGAAAUCUUGGUCAUUUAUGGUAACAAUAUUCUUAACUCUUUUUUUCCCCCUUGAACCACCUCCAAGAAAAGACAAAGGGUAAGCCAUCCACAUACUCUAGUCCUUACAGAACGCUAGAAGAAAUAUCUUUGAAAGACAAAGUACUGGCCAAUUCCCAUUGCAGGGCAGACCUGAUUUUCAAAGCAGGUACUUAACAUUUGAUAGGAGAUCCUUCUUCUUAGGAAGUUUCCUACCUCUUACUGUCCAUCACUGCCAUGGACAAAGAGGUUCAUAGUGAAGUCCUCACUAGUUUCAUCCAGUUGCCCAUCUGUAGUUUUUCUUCCCUCUAAAAGCUACAGAGGUAAGGAUGGAGUGUAGAACAGACCACAACCUUGAGAUAUUAUCCUAAAUAUAUAUUCUUUUCUUAAUAUUUUCUACAAAUUCUGACAUAUUCUCUUUCUGUUAUAGAAUAUUUUUAUCAUUUGUUAGUGAAUUUAUUUUAAAGCAAUUCAACAAGCACAACUUGUUUAAAUUUUUCUAUCUUUAAUAAGGAGAAUGGUCAUCUAAUAAAAGGAGAGACUUUAUUUGAGCCUCUCUUUCCUUCACCUCCUCCUUAUCUGUUGUCCAGUUUCUACUUUUGAAUUUUAUGACUCUGUAGAAGGCUGUAUUAAUCACCUCUUUCCUUGACUGCAUAUUCUCCUGUCACAAGAAAUGAAAGCCAUGAUGAAGUUUAGCCCUAAGCAUAUCUAGCAGUGAAAUGAAAGGUGAAGAAAGAGCGUUCACACUGGAAUAUUUUCUUACUGGAGUCCUUAGAAACAAUCAACAUAUUUUGUUGACAUGAUAUUAAUGGAUAGAAAUGGAGUUACAAGCCAACUCAGAGUGUACAGUCUCUUCAUCCACUAAUAUGUACUUAUGGACAAUCUUGUAGAGAAAUGCAUAAAGCCAAUCUUUGCUCUCUGCAUAGCACAUAUUCUAUUGGUGUCCUCCCUAGAUGUACAGCUUAUGCAGACCCAGACCCUGGGCAUGUGGACAAAGUGGUUGAUAAAUGCUAAGUUGGCAUACUCUUGUUAGUAGUCUCAAGGCUAAAUAAGAAUUUCCACAUGACUUCACAAAACACAACACAUGAAAAUCUAGUAAGCCUCACUCCCCUACACUGAAUACUGUCACAGCUAGAAGGAAGAGCCAAUGUUAGGGAGGUGACAAGAUCUCUUUGGAAUAUGCACUUACUCAAUUUUGUUACAGCAACAGAAGUCUACUCACAGCACCAGGGAGCAGAGGGCAAGGACUGUGCACACUUAAUUUGCAAACCAUUUCCAGAGGCUUCUAGAAGCUAACAUGUUUCUAAAUAAUUCUUAGAAUUUUGUGUCUUAUUAAUCAAUUCUAUGAGAGAUGAUUGCUUUGUUUCUUUCCCUCAAACUAGGUAACUGCCCCAUGCAGACAAAGUUCUAUAAAAGAUUGUAAAUGGACUCUUGGAACAGAGAAAAAACAAAUGGUACCUGUAUCACAUAAUUUCUGUAGACAGGGUUUACUAGGAAACCUUGGCUGCUUGACUCUAUCAUACAUCAGACUGGCCUCAAAACUCAGAGAAAAGUACCUGACUCUGCCAAGGUCUAGGCCAUCUUCUCUGCCUAUAUCAGAUACAUUUGAAAGGAUGCUAAAUUUUCUAUGUUCUUGUUAAAGCUUUCCAAAUAUAUUCUUCUGUAUAUGACAGAUCCAUGUAAAGACUAUAGGUAGAAAAGAGCAGUCUCUAAUUCUACUCCUUUCUGUUUUUAAUUCUAUGGGGGGGGGGAUAUUUCUUUAUGCCACAGCUCUUUAACAUCUCCCUUAAGUUGGUUGAUAGUCUAAGACUUUUUAACUCUCCGUACUCAGCCCUAAGAAACCAUUUGACUAUAUUUAGGCAAGUCUCUGAGAACUAGGAAUUUUCUGUUGAAUGAACAAUUAUUUAUAUGCUCUUCAUCUAAGUGAGGUCAUAAUUAUAUGUCCUAUUUGGCUCUUUUCAGAAAUGGAUGCCAUGUAUGUUCUCUUGCCAUAUCAUCUCAUCUCAAUUAGAAGACUCACACUGGGAAGGUACAUUCAUAACAUCCCCAUAGUAUCCAUGGACAUGGGCAUUAAUCAGUGGAACUAUUAUUUGGCUUCUUGCCAACCAACUGUUUUACUUCUUUUGAGUUCCCUAGAGGUGCAAGUUAUCAACUCUAUUGUAACAGUAGUUGAGUAAGAGAUUCAUGGACACCUAUAGAGUUCUACCGUUCAUUGUUCCUGAAACCAUUGCUUGGGUAUGCUUUGUCCUUAACUGUCCUUUAGAACAUGUUUCAAUUAAAUAAAUAAACAUGCGGUGUUGUACCUGCAACUGUCAAAGGAAGAUAAUGGAAGGGUGGUACAAGUAAAUGUCACCAUCCUUCAUAAAAUGAAGGAUGACUGAGUGCUGUUUCAUGUAUCUCACACAGAUUGGGAAUGUUUUCUUUAAAAGGCUCACAGUUUAUCUGAAUUACUUGUCUACACAAGUUCAUAGGACUUCUCCAACUCCGCUCUGUCUUUACCCCCAGCCUUUCCCAUGUAAUUUGUUUUAAAAAUGUUUGUUCUUUCUCAUCUCUGUGUUCACAAACACGAAAUAGUUUAUCCACCUAAAAGCGGAGAAUGAGUGUACAAUAAACACACACACACACAUUCGCACACAAACAUACACACAUAAGAGAGAGAAAGACAGAGACAGAGAGUAAAAAUUAACAAGGCUGUCUCUCAAAUGUUAUCCAGAAA